Molecule: messenger RNA, 2710 nt
Organism: Triticum aestivum (bread wheat)
Lineage: Eukaryota; Viridiplantae; Streptophyta; Magnoliopsida; Poales; Poaceae
Exons: 6
Coding region: 239-1087 (282 amino acids)
Source: RefSeq, a predicted model, not a curated record
UCGGCCUAAACCUCCACACCGCCGCCUCCGAAUUCCCCAAUUCCAGAGGAGGCGAACCAGCCCUUGAUCGGAUCCCAACUCCGACUGCUGGGCGGAACAAUGGUAACGCAGUCGGAGCCAGCAUCAACCCGUCGUCCUCCACCGCCAUCAACCAUGGAUUUAUUCUCCACCUCCUCCUUCAUCCGCCGCCGAUUUUCUUGAACCCUUCGCCGGCUUGUCUGACGCUUCCGACGACGACAUGGAUAGUGCGGAAGAUCGACCCUCCUUGGUUGCGGCGGAGGAGGACAAGCAGCAUGUCCCCUACAGCGACGCUCCGUCUGCGGUGCGCGCCGUGCUCAACCGUCCGUGGCCAUCCCCUGCCCUGAUCCCGCCGGAUAGUCCGUCCGGCAAGUACCGCACACUGGUGGCCACCGCCAAGGACAUCGGGGACCCGAUCUCGCCGGAGGAGAUGGCCGCGCUGGAGGACAAGGAGAGCGACGACGCAAACGCACGGUUCUACAAGGCAAUGGCUCGGACCGAUGUCUUCAUGAGGAAUUACAUCCAUGAACACGGCAACCUGUACAUGGAUGAGAACGACGGGUGCAUGUUCGACAACUCCGCCCAAGUUGAGGAAAUACGUUGCAAGUGUGUCACAGCAGAAGAAAUGGAAGCCAAGAUAAUGAAGCGAGAGGUGACUAGGCAAGAAACUUAUUUGUCAGAACUGGCCUUAGCGAGUUUCAACAAGAGGAGAAAGGUGAAGUUUGAGUUAUGUGAGACAUUGCUUUCAAAUUCCUUCUGGCACAACAGAGAUUCCUUUGUGCACCUCAAUUUCGUCGCAAAGCGGAAGGAUAAGAAGACGCUCUUUUUUGCCGAGAUAGAGGACUGCGGACAGGUCGGCAAAGAGAUCCUGCAAGUACGCUGCUGCGUUCCCCUGGAUUCGCUAUGUGAAGGUGGUUAUCAUUACUACUGUGUUGAUCCUCCUGGACAUGGCUAUAGGAAAAGUCUUGACUUCACGAGGUGCUACGCCUGCACCGAGUUCUUGAAACAUCCGGCCGAUGGCUCGACAUACUCAGGAGGGCAUGACCAUCGGAAGAGGAUGUAUCUAUAGUUUAGGAUGUGUUUCAUUUAUAGUAAAAAAAAUAUUGAUUUAUUUAUCAGCGAUGGAGCCUCCUCAUGGAGGGCACGAGAGUAUGAUCUGUUGGAAAAUUAAGUGAUUAAAUGGUUAAUAUGUUAAUUAGCAUAAGUUAAAGUGGGCCCAAUAGUUAAUUAUGGGAUUAACACUAAUUAACGGUAAUUAGCAAUUUGCGCCUGUGAUUGGGGGCUAAUUAAGAUUAUGGUUAGGUCCCACGUCAUAUACAGCGCUAUAUAUAAAGGAGGGCAUCCCUGCACCUAAUUGAUCGUCGUAUCGUUUAGGACAACAGUGCCCUCCGAAAUUCACUCCAAAUCAAAUCGGGAGUGCGCUGGACGUUGACGUGAAGGCCUCUCCUUACUCCGGCGAGGUGCCGGAGUGAUCUACUAUGCUGCUGCAGUUCGUCAUCAGACUCCACUUCCUCCACCGAGAUGGCCUCUCCAAACGGAGCUUUGAACCCAUCACUUAUUUUUGGGCUCCUAAACUCAAUUGAGCACCUCAAUGGGACUAACUUUCCUACAUGGAAGGAGCAGAUUUCCAUUAACCUUGGGGUCAUGGAUCUUGACUACGCACUUAGGGAGAAGGCUCCAGUUCCCUUGUCCUCUGAUGAUGAAAACCUUACUGAGAGAACUAAGGUUUAUGAGGCUAACAAGGAGAAGUGGGAGCGCUCCAAUCGAUUGUCCCUCAUGAUCAUGAAAAGCACAAUUACUCUUGGGAUUAGGGGAGCUAUCCCCGAUUCCGAAUGUGCUAAGACUUAUCUGGCAUCGGUGGAGGAACAGUUUAAAGGCUCCACAAAAGUCUAUGCCAGUACACUGAUCAUGAAAAUGCUCACCACUAAGUAUGAUGGUGCAAGCGGUGUGAGAGAACAUAUCAUGACUAUGAACGAUAUGGCCGCAAAAUUAAAGGGCAUGGACAUGGAGAUUUCUGAGGGCUUCUUGGUUCAUUUCAUUAUGACCUCCCUUCCAGUGGAGUUUGGUCCAUUCAAGAUCAACUAUAACACAGAGAAGGAGAAGUGGACCAUGGGUGAGCUCAGGGCUAUGUGCGUUCAAGAAGAGGAGCGACUUAAGAUUGAGAGAAAAGAUUACGCUCAUCUUACUUUCAUGAACUCAGGGAAGAGAAAGUUUAAUGGUGAAAAUAAGACUCAGAAAAAAUUAGGUCCUUCACAUAAGGCCGAGUCAAGCAAGUCUGGGGCCAAAAGGUCAAAGCCUUCUGUUGCUAAUGAGCCUUCUGCACCUAAGAAGCCUUAUUGCAAGUUUUGCAAACAUGACGGACAUAAGCAGAAGGAUUGCGAUGGCUUUAAGGCAUGGCUUGUAAAGAAGGGGAUUCCUUACCGUGAGGACGCUUCAAAGGGGGGAGCGAACUCUUAGAGUUGCAAAUGGAAAGGAGGCUAAUGUUGAAGCUGUUGGGACUCUCCCGUUAGUGCUAAAAGAUGGCUUCACCCUCAUUCUUAAUAAUGCUAUUUAUGUUCCUACCAUGAGGAGGAACCUAGAUGAUGAUGGUUUUGAGACUUAUUUUGGGAACAAACGAUGUGUUAUUAAGUUUGGUCAUGAUGAUAUUGGUCAUGGCGUUCGCCAUGACAAACUCUAUAGACUCUUUUUGAAC